AUGAUCGUAGACGAACAAGCUAUGGAAAUACCCCCCAAGGAUGAGGAGGAGUUGGAAUUGGAACGUCUUGUAUUUGGUGAUCUUGAAGGAUUUGAAAAAGGGCUGAGAGAUGUGGAUUUCUUUGGAAGAGAUGAGACUGAAGCAGACUCUGGUAAUGAGCCUGAAGGUGAUGAUGUUAGUGAAGAUGAUGAUUUUGAAAAAUUACAAGACGAUCAGUUAUUCUUUGUUGACGAAUCCAAAGGAGAUGUUGGAGUGGACUACCACGGAGAAUCUGGAAGUGAGGACAAUACUGAUUAUUCCGAAGAAGAAAGCGAUGCAUGGGAAGAUAGUGACGAUCAAAAUCUGAGAAUAUCCGUUGUGAAAGAUGAUAAACUCGAGAAACUGAGAAAACGUGAAAAUGAAUCUGUUUUAUCCGGAAAGUCUUACAUUUUCAGACUUAAAUCGCAAUUUGAAAAGAUCCACCCAAGACCUGAUUGGGCAGAUGAAAGUGAUUCUGAAGAUAGUGAUGGAACCGCAAGCCAGGAGGAAAAUGAAUUGGUCAAGAGUAAUAUGCUACUUGACAUUCUUUCAAAACAAUACCAGGUGGCUAGUAAAACUACAAAACUAUUACCUCCAACUAACAUCGAUAUUGAUAGAUUGAGAGAUGCCAAUGCGCAACGAGUAGCUCAUUCUUCCAUAAAAACUAUUGCAUUCCACCCAACCCACCCUCUUCUAGCCACUGGUGGAAUGGAUAGAACCAUCAGAAUAUUCCAGUUGGACGGUAAGGUUAAUAAUUUCAUCACUUCUAUCCAUUUGAAACAGUCUUCAAUUCUCAGCCUUGAAUUUCAGGAUGACAAGUUGUUUGCUGGUGGAAGUAGGCCUUACAUGUACAAAUGGAAUCUCCAGAACGAACGGGUUGAAAAAAUAAACAAAUUGUACGGGAACGAAAAGACUCAAAAGUCGUUUGGGCAUUUUAAGCUAUCAUGUGAUGGAAGAUACAUUGGACUGGCUGGUAACUCAGGUUGGGUGAACGUUCUCUCUACCACGAACGGGUUAUGGUUGAGAGGAUUCAAAAUUGAAGAUGAAGUGGUGGAUAUUGACUUCAUGAAACAGAGUGACGAUAAUAUACUAAUAGCAGUCAAUUCCGCAGGUGAAGUCUGGGAAUGGAACGUCGAUACCGGAAAGUUCUUGAAUAAAUGGUCCGACGAUUCAGGAACCGGUAUUACGCAAAUAAAAGCCUGUGAUAGGUGGUUGGCAGUUGGUAACAAUGUUGGUAUUGUAAACAUUUACGACAGACGCAAAUUGACCAACUCUACGACUCGCCCAAAGCCAAUUGGAACUGUGGAGAAUUUGGUAACUGCCAUCACAGCCUUAGAUUUCACUCCUGAUGGCCAAGUGUUGUGCGUAACUUCUAACGCUGUGUCUGAUGGAUUAAGACUUGUCCACCUGCCCUCUUGUACAGUAUUCCGAAACUGGCCCACCAGAACCACUCCAUUGGGAACCGUUACCACGGUGAAAUUCAGCCCUCGUGGUGAGACUCUGUGUGUCGGUAACACGGCAGGAAAAGUACGUAUGUGGAGAUUAAAUCACUAUUAG
Molecule: messenger RNA, 1575 nt
Organism: Komagataella phaffii GS115
Lineage: Eukaryota; Fungi; Ascomycota; Pichiomycetes; Pichiales; Pichiaceae
Exons: 1
Coding region: 1-1575 (524 amino acids)
Biological process (GO): rRNA processing
Cellular component (GO): small-subunit processome; Pwp2p-containing subcomplex of 90S preribosome
Molecular function (GO): protein binding
Source: RefSeq, a predicted model, not a curated record